UGAGGAAGAGCGCUGCAAACUCGAACAGGGUGCUCUGGGGACCGCUUGCACACGACCGCCCUCUUUCGGUGGAUCUGAAGAAUUGCACAUGAACGGGAGACACAUUCAAGCUUGUGUGAGCUGUUAAUUGCCCAUUUUCAUCUUCAUAAACAUUGAGGUCGAUGGGAAACACAGAAAGCGCUGUAGUGCAGAAACGGCUGGUCCGGUUUCGUCCUGAUGAGCGACCCGUCAUUGAGGGGGUUUUUGACAGCCUUCAGAGCACCAGCAGCUCGUCUGUUCCUCCCGAAAAAGCGAAGGUUUUACACAUAGACGCGCUCAAGAUAACUAUGGGUAAAAUGGCUUCAGACUCGAUGAUUAUGCGAGUCUUUGAGGGAAUCUGCAGUAUUGACCCAGGAGUGCUAUUGCCACCUGGUGGUGGGGUAAGUCGAGAGCAGCUGGUGAUCUUCCUGGCAGAUGCUCUUCGGGGCACAGCAGAGGAGAGAGCACCGCUCGUCAUGGCGAUGGCACACGGGACCAAAACAACAGUUACGGCUGAUCAGAUAAGAGAAUUUUUAGAGGACUUGGUUUCAGCUGUAGUUCAGACUCUCACACACAGAGGACGCCUGCGAGGCUGGAGACCAGAUCGCAUGGGCCACGGUGCUCAGGGGGUGACACUUUUGGCUGAGCAGUUGUGCUCUGAGUUAAAAACCUCAGAUCAGAACAUGUGUGAUGUUGCUUGUCUCGAGGACUGGCUAUUUCGAGUCUCAGGUGUGUCCACAUUCCUGGAGCUCCUGAUUGGUGAAGGUCUUAAUGUUGGAUUGACCUCACGCCCACCCCCUACUCUGCUGCCCCAGUGCCGAGCAGCUCCAUGGACCGAGCUGCGCUGUGUACUGGAUAUACCACUACUCAUGUUCCUGACCUCACAGCUGCCUGCAGGACACACUGCCCCCUGGAGGCUCUUGUUUUCCACCGAUCUACACGGUGAAAGCUUUACCCGCCUUGUUGGAAAUUGUAAAAACCGGGGCUCCACUGUGUUACUGGUGAAAGACACCAAGGGCCACAUAUUUGGGGGCUUUGCUUCUCACAACUGGGAGAUCAAACCUCAGUUUCAGGGUGAUUCCAGGUGCUUCCUGUUUUCUGUGUCACCGUCUAUGCGAGUGUACACAUGCACCGGCUAUAACCAACACUACAUGUACCUGAACCAGGGCCAGCAAACCAUGCCCAAUGGUCUGGGUAUGGGUGGACAGCACGGAUACUUCGGUUUGUGGUUGGACAGCGAUUUUGGCCAUGGUCACAGUAGGGCUCGUCCACGGUGUACCACGUAUGGUAGUCCUCAACUCUCAGGGGAUGAAGACUUCACAGUGGACACAGUAGAGGUGUGGGGAGUUGGCGUUCCCCCUGAGGAACAGGAACAGGAUGAGAACAAGAAGAGUGUUCUCGACACGGAUCUUGAGGUGCAGGCUAUAAUGGAGAUGACCGGGAAAACCCUGCACAGCCAAGGUCUCAGAGAGCCACAAGAAGAUGAUGAAUGAGGAAGAGAGAAUGAACAAAGACGAGACAAUGGAUGGAUUUUGCAACAAAAAACAAAACACUGGUGCUGCUUUUAGAUGGGGGUGGGGGGGGGUGGUGGUGGUGGUAUGUAUGCUGCGUCCCAAUUCGAAUACUUAUACUAUGCACUAAAGGUUUGUACUCCUUUUUGUGAAGGAAAAGUACAUAGUUUUGAGUAUGCAAUUACUGGGACAUACUAACACGUCAUGUUAUGGAAGUGAACAUUAUUGCCUAGUUACACACACUGUCACUGUAAACAAUCGCCUCGUUGCAUUUCAGCUUUUCUUCAUUCAUUCAUUAUUGCUUAUAUAAUUUCUACUAUAGAAUUUAAUUUACCAUUCCCUUGACUUAUUUUCUAUUUAUAUUUAGUGCUUAACAUUUAAGUUUUUACACUAAAAUACUAAAGAUUCAUCACUGACGUUCGAAGUUGAAGGACGAGCAUCACUCGUCCGCCAUGUUUGCAGGUUGAAUUUGGCAAAGCAAACAGUUACAAAAAUCCUAGUCCAUCGUGCAAAGAGUUGUGAACAAUAUUAUCUGAUCCACGGAUCCACACUUUGGAAAAUGUACCAUAAAGAGUAGACGCCCAGGUACCCUUGGGAUACUCAUUUCAACACACCACAAUUUAGGACACACCAAUUCUAAUCUCGGAUACUAUGUAGGACAGAUAAUAGGCGAAUUGGGACACAGCCGUAGUCUUUAUACUCUUCCUAUAAUUUAUGUGACAUGGACGGUGCUGUGUGUUACAAAUUAUGAAAGAAACUGGACAGGAAAUGAGUCAAGAUGUACAAUAUGUAGAAAGAUAUAUAAAUAUUGUUGAUGUUGUCUUGUUUAUUCAUAAAUUAAUAGAGCUGGUUUCCAUCUACAUGAGGAAAAUGCAGAGAACAUUACAGUAUGAAGCCCUGAUCCAUUAUUGAUUAAUGAUUAAUGUAGUAAUAAAUACGUUUGGUUACACUA
Molecule: messenger RNA, 2481 nt
Organism: Ictalurus punctatus (channel catfish)
Lineage: Eukaryota; Metazoa; Chordata; Actinopteri; Siluriformes; Ictaluridae
Gene: meak7
Product: MTOR associated protein, eak-7 homolog
Exons: 8
Coding region: 162-1511 (449 amino acids)
Biological process (GO): TOR signaling
Source: RefSeq, a predicted model, not a curated record